AUGGACAGCGAUUACCAUUUGUCUGAGUUUCAACCUUUAUCCUCUCCCAUUAACUCUUAUGAAUCUAUUAUUCAUGAACCCAAUACUCGAACUCAACCCUUGGUUUACAAAAAGCGCCCUAAACUGUCAUCUUUGUACAGACACCAAGACGAGUCUAGAAAGCUUUAGGAGCAGCUGAGCAAGACCAUUGCUACAUCCAGUCUAUUUGAAAAGACUUUAAAAUACCUAGACCCUGAGAACACAAACACUAAUAAUGAAGAUAUUGAUGAUGAAUUAAGACAUAAUUUCAGUUUGAAGAGCGAUGAGUAAUCAACAAUGACUACUCAGCUCAAAGGAAUAUUCACUGAUAAGUAUGACACCAAAAACCAGGUCACGCCGAUACGAGGAUUUAUUGAUAAGUUAUCACAAGCUUACUACAUGAUUGGCAAGCGAGCCAAACCUACUUAUGAUAACAAAGAUCUAGUAGGAGUUAGAGCUGCUGAGUAGAAGAGUCUCGAUACAAUACAAAAGGCUAGAAUAUAUGCUGAAGCAAGCUACUUCUCCAACAGGUCAGCCAGAUAUAAAAUACGAAAAAGCUAAACAACAGGGGAGAUACUGGAAAGCCCCUCUCCUAAGAAGCAUUAUAUGAAGCCUUAGUUCCAGUCAAGCAUUGAAUUCCCAGAAAACAACAAUAUAAACCAGGAUGAAGAGUAGAGGAAAGCAAAGAUGAAAACGAUUAUGUAAAAAUAGCAAUAAAUUUUCCCAUUUACAAAUGAUCAGUCAAUAACUGAAUCUAGAGUGACAGCUCUGGGAAGCAUGAGAAAUAAGGGCAGUUUAUUUACCUCUCCAUAGUCUAAUGAAAAAGUAGAUCCUAUCGCUGGACAUAAUGAGACUUUUUAUACAAGUAUAAGUAAAAAGGAAAAAAAUGAGAGAGCGAAAUAAUUAUAGUUGCAACUUAUUGGUGGCAAAGUUUAAUUUCGAGAGAUACCGACUAGAAAAGCAAUCACUAAGCUUAUAAAUCAAAAGAACUUCGUUGUAAACAGCGAUUAUCUAGGUGAGGAGAUUUAACCAAUCAAUCUGAAUAUGAAUGCAAACAGUGGCUUAAACUUUAGAUAAAACAGACCACCUCCUAUGGUGGUUAAAGAAAGCGAGUACUUUUCUAGUAUGACAUCUCCUGUAUCGAGCAACUACCAGGAUAUAAUCUUGAAAAGCCCAUCUAUGAUGGCCAUUGAAGGAGGCUAGGGAACAAUAUAUGAGAUCGAUUAGAGAUAUAAAAAUAUAAGAAAUCCAAUCAACCUGAUUAAAUCAGAGAUAGCAGAGGAGUCUCCCUAUGCAACUACGCAUUCCAUAAGAUAGAGAUAGUCUCCAUAGUCAUCUUAGCAACCAUAUAGAAAGAAGGGCAGUGCAAACAAUAAUGCAAAUAACAUCAGUACAACAGGAGUGGGAAGUGGCAAUGCUUCAAGACAUCAUAUAAACUCUCAGGGAACAAACCGCUAGCCAAAACUCUAAGCUAACAACUACAAUGAUGAGUAUAGAGUCAUGUCAAGCAGCCCAUAAAGGCGCAGGUUUAAGAACAGAAGAGGGGAUAACUCUGAUUUAAGUGCUUGGCUUACUUAAACACCUAUUGAUUCCUAAAACAAUAUAACCUAAGGUAAUGCACAAGUAGAAAAUAGCCCAGUCAUUAAUACGUUUAAUGACUAAGUGAUGUCUCUUGGAAACAGGUAUAAAUGA
Molecule: messenger RNA, 1710 nt
Organism: Stylonychia lemnae
Lineage: Eukaryota; Ciliophora; Spirotrichea; Sporadotrichida; Oxytrichidae
Source: the annotation of a GenBank genome assembly